UAAAAAUAUCUGUCCCGAUGCUUUUGUUUGUUUUCUCAAAUGCGCACUGACGUCCUGUUCUCCGAUUGGUUUAACGUUGACUCGAAUUCCAUAAGCUCCACCUACUAUUUUAUAUAUAGUUGUGCAAUCAGAAUAAGUUUAUAGGAGAAAUUGGUGAAAUGGUUGUCGUUGUCAAACCGAGUUCUCAGCUGGUCUGUAAAACCAUGGAUGGAAACCAGCACAAAGUGGAAGCGAAUGUUUUGCUUCUUGGAGCAGAAAAUGUUGGGAAGUCAGCGCUCACCGUGCGUUUUCUCACCAGAAGAUUCAUCGGGGAGUACGGGGAUAUUGAAUCAAUAUACAGUCAUAUUGAAAAAACUGAUGGGCGAGAGAUAUCCUUAAAUAUUUGGGACUCUCUGUAUCCACAGAGCUGCGAAACGACCGAAUCCAUCAGUGACAAACAGCUUCAGUGGGCGGAUGGUGUGAUCCUCGUCUACAGCAUCUGUGAUCGCUCUAGCUUCGAAGUGGUUCAGCAACAGGUGCAGCUCAUCCGCCGGACCAGAAAGCUCUCCAUGUCUGCUCCGAUCAUAAUCGUGGGGAAUAAGCGUGACCUGCAGCAUCAAAGAGCCGUGUCUAGCGAGGAGGGCAGACUGUUCGCCCUCUCCGCAGACUGCGGCUUCUUCGAGAUCUCUGCAGCUGAAACAUACCACGGUGUGAUGCUGGUCUUUCAUGAAAUUCUGGACCUCAUCAAGGAGUCCAGAGCACUGAAAAAGGGAUUGGCCGGGAUCAAGGGCAUAGUCAGGAGCGUAUCUGCAGUUUUUGGGAAGAAACGGGAGUAGCGCUAAAUUAAUAAUGAUGGGAUUAGGCUGAUCAAAUCACUCGUGGUAUCCAAACAACUAGUUUAGAAGACAACUCGGACUGAUGGAGUCUGGGACCGAAGGGGGUCGCGUCCGUCUAAUUGUAAUAAACCUAAAUGGCUGAUGAGAAGAGAAAAAUAAUGUUGAUAACAGGUUAAAAGCUCAGGGACCAGCCUUAUAGUGAAGGAAAGUCCUAAAAAAAUUGUUUUAGCAAGGCAAUUAAGUGACUGCUGAAGAUAAGUCAUCCUGGGCCUUGAUACAAGUUGGCUAAAGAGUAUGUGCAUUUAAUAAAAAGAGAGGCGGUCCUUUGUGAUUUCUGAAAGAAUGAUCCUUCAGUACUGAACAGAGCUGAAUUCAAGAGAGCUUUGGCUCCUUAAAGGGACAGUUCACCCAAAAAUAAAAACUCUCUCUUCAUUUACUCACCCUCAUGCCAUCACAGAUGUGUUUGACUUUCUUAUGCAGAACACAGAUUUUUAGAAGAAAAUAUCUGCUCUGUCAAAACUUUGAAGCUCCAAAAAGCACAUAAAGGCAGCAUAAAAAAAAUCCAUAAGACUCCAGUGGUUUAAUCAGUCUUCUGAAGCGAUCUAGUUGGUUUUGGGUGAGAACAGACCAAAAUAUAACCCUUUUUUAGCGCCAUCUAGUACUCUGUGUAUGUGUCAAAAACUAGUAAGUGUAAUCAAGCUUGAAAUCAUGAUCUUUACAUGAUUAUUUUCAUUUUUGUGUGAACUAUCCCUUUAAAUAGCGGAAUGGACUGUGUCCCUGUUUAGUCCCCACUGACAUUGAGGCAUUUUUGAGGUGUAAAACUAAAUGUAAAAAAUGUAUAGAAAUUGUUUGUGUAUAUAUUGUAAUUUCUAGAACAUGUUUUCAAGUUUCUCUGAGGUUGGCUGUAGGUAACUGUAUGCCAACUGGUUAUUGUUAUCAGACUGGCCAGUAUUCUGAUGCUCUUGAAUAUUUACAAUACAAGAAGAUUGUUAUGAAUAUGCCUGGAUCUUUAACUUUUGUAUGAAAACAUGUUGUUCUUUGUUUUAAUGAGAUCUUGUGUAUAUUUGUUGAUUUUCAAUUAUACAUUUAUGUUUUCAAUAAAGGA
Xyrauchen texanus (razorback sucker) is the source of this 1920-nucleotide messenger RNA. RefSeq names its product ras-related and estrogen-regulated growth inhibitor-like protein. NCBI's taxonomy places the organism in Eukaryota, Metazoa, Chordata, Actinopteri, Cypriniformes, Catostomidae. The transcript is spliced from 4 exons. Gene Ontology annotation, molecular function: GTP binding; GTPase activity. Bases 159 to 815 code for a protein of 218 amino acids. The record is from RefSeq and is a predicted model, not a curated record.